Messenger RNA from Jaculus jaculus (lesser Egyptian jerboa), 844 nucleotides. RefSeq names its product male-enhanced antigen 1 (gene Mea1). Bases 94 to 618 code for a protein of 174 amino acids. Lineage: Eukaryota; Metazoa; Chordata; Mammalia; Rodentia; Dipodidae. The record is from RefSeq and is a predicted model, not a curated record. Gene Ontology annotation, biological process: spermatogenesis. The transcript has 4 exons.
GUGAGGGUGCGUGCGGGUCCGACCGCGGGGCUCGCUGAGGGUGGCGCGCGGGGACACCAACGCCGACGAUCCGUGGGGGCCGCCCGUGCCCGGAUGGCAACAGUAGUUCUAGGGGGAGACACCAUGGGCCCUGAACGGAUCUUCCCCAACCACACUGAGGAACUGGGGCCACAUCAGGGCCCUACAGAAGGAACUGGGGAUUGGAGCAGCGAAGAACCUGAGGAAGAGCAGGAAGAAACAGGGGCAGGCCCCGCGGGCUACUCCUACCAGCCCCUCAAUCAAGAUCCUGAACAGGAGGAGGUAGAAUUGGCACCAGUGGCUGAGGGAGAAGAUGUAGUUGCUGACAUCCAAGACCGGAUCCAGGCCCUGGGGCUUCACUUGCCAGACCCACCACUAGAGAGUGAAGAUGAAGAGGAGGAGGGGGCUGUAGCACUAAGCAGCCACAGCUCUAUUCCCAUGGACCCAGAACAUGUAGAGCUGGUGAAAAGGACGAUGGCUGGAGUAAGCCUGCCUGCACCAGGGGUUCCUGCCUGGGCUCGGGAGAUAUCGGAUGCCCAGUGGGAAGACGUGGUACAGAAAGCCCUCCAAGCCCGGCAGGCGUCUCCUGCCUGGAAGUGACCACCCUGAAAGCUGCCUUAAGUCCUCCCUACAUUCCAGGCCAGAACCAGCACAGGACUGAACAGAUGUCUGGCUCUAACACCCAUCUCCAUCUCCACGUGAAGGCAGAUCAUUUCUCAGAGACCCACUUUAUUCAGUUCUGUACAUAUGGGGACAUCGGCCCAAGCCCAACGCACAUUAGCAUGUAUCAAUCACUCUAUGGAGAAUAAAGCACCCUAUGUACACA